CCGGAGCUGAGUGAGAGCACAGGGGAUGCUGAGCCCCGAGCCUGCUGGCCGCGCGGAGGAAGGGCGGCCUGGUGGCACCGGGCCUCUCUGGGGCUGAUGCCGCUGCCCCGGGGGACUCCAGGACGCGCUCUCUGAGGCUCUCGCCCGGGCGGCCCGAGGGGUGCGCCGCCCCCGGGGACCAUGCCAGAGGUGCUCCUGCUCAGGGGCGCCGGCUCCAUCCUGAGGACCGCGUUCUUAAGCAGACUGCCGCCCGGCGGGCCCAGGUGUGUCUGCAAACUUAGUUUGCACGCGCGGUCCCUGCGAGGCGCGAGGCCGCAUGCGAGAAGCAGCUCCCUCACUGACGGGCACACACUCUCCAAAGAGUCCCUAAGCCACGCUCUCGACCUCUCGUCCCCGGAAAAGGCAAACGAUGCUCAGCCGAACUCCGCAGAGGAGGCGCUGUGGACGACGCGGGCCGACGGGCGGGUCCGCCUGCGCCUGGACCCCAGCUGCCCGCAGCAGCGCGCCUACACGGUGCACCAGAUGUUCUGCAGGGCCCUGGACCAGUACGGGCACCUCCCCGCGCUGGGCUUCAAGCGCCAGGGCUCCUGGGAGCGCGUCACCUACGCGCAGUACUACCUGCAGGCCCGCCGGGCCGCCAAGGGCUUCCUGAAGCUCGGCCUGGAGCGUGCGCACAGUGUGGCCAUCCUCGGCUUCAACUCCCCGGAGUGGUUCUUCUCAGCCGUGGGCACGGUGUUUGCAGGAGGCAUCGUCACCGGCAUCUACACCACCAGCUCCCCCGAGGCCUGCCGGUACAUCGCCCGGGACUGCCGCGCCAACAUCAUCGUGGUCGACGCACAGAAGCAGCUGGAGAAGAUCUUGAAGAUCUGGCAAGACCUGCCCCACCUGAAGGCGGUGGUGACGUACGGGGAGCCUCCUGUGGGGACCGUGGCCAACGUGUACACGAUGGAGGAGCUCAUGGAGCUGGGGGGCCAGGUGCCCGAGGAGGACCUGGACGCCGUCCUCAGCACCCAGCAGCCCAACCAGUGCUGCGCGCUGGUCUACACGUCCGGCACCACCGGCAGCCCCAAGGGCGUGAUGCUGAGUCAGGACAACAUCACCUGGACGGCUCGGUACGGCAGCCAGGCCGGCAGCAUCCAGCCCGCCGAGGUCCAGCAGGAGGUGGUGGUCAGCUACCUGCCCCUCAGCCACAUCGCCGCCCAGAUCUACGACCUGUGGACGGGCAUCCAGUGGGGGGCCCAGGUCUGCUUCGCCCAGCCCGACGCCCUGAAGGGGAGCCUGGUGGACACGCUGCGGGAGGUGGAGCCCACGUCGCACAUGGGGGUGCCCCGGGUGUGGGAGAAGAUCAUGGAGCGCAUCCAGGAGGUGGUGGCUCAGUCUGGCUUCAUCCGGCGCAAGAUGCUCCUGUGGGCCAUGUCGGUGAUGUUGGAGCACAACCUCAGCUGCCCCAGCAGUGACCUGAAGCCCUUCGCGGCCAGGCUGGCGGAUCACCUGGUGCUGGCCAAGGUCCGCCAGGCGCUGGGCUUCGCCAAGUGUCAGAAGAGCUUCUACGGAGCGGCCCCCAUGGCCGCCGAGACCCAGCGCUUCUUCCUGGGCCUCGACAUCCGCCUGUACUCAGGCUACGGCCUCAGCGAGACCUCGGGCCCCCACUUCAUGUCCAGCCCCUGCAACUUCCGGCUGUACAGCUCCGGCAAGGUGGUGCCCGGCUGCCGGGCGAAGCUGGUGAACCAGGACGCGGAGGGCAUCGGCGAGAUCUGCAUGUGGGGCCGCACCGUCUUCAUGGGCUACCUGAACAUGGAGGACAAGACGCGCGAGGCCAUCGACGCCGACGGCUGGCUGCACAGCGGGGACCUCGGCCGCCUGGACGGCGACGGCUUCCUCUACAUCACGGGGCGUCUCAAAGAACUGAUCAUCACGGCGGGCGGGGAGAACGUGCCCCCGGUGCCCAUCGAGGAGGCCGUGAAGACGGAGCUGCCGCUAGUCAGCAGCGCCGUGCUGAUCGGGGACCAGAGGAAGUUCCUGUCCAUGCUGCUGACCCUGAAGUGCACGCUGGACCCGGACACCUGCGACCCGACCGACACGCUGACGGAGCAGGCGGUGGAGUUCUGCCAGCGGGUGGGCAGCAGGGCCACGCGGGUGUCGGACAUCGUGGGCCGCAGGGACGAGGCCGUGUACCGGGCCAUCGAGGAGGGCAUCCGGCGGGUGAACGGGAACGCGGCCGCCCGGCCCUACCACAUCCAGAAGUGGGCGAUUCUCGAGCGGGACUUCUCCAUUUCGGGCGGCGAGCUGGGCCCCACGAUGAAACUGAAGCGGCUGGCGGUCCUGGAGAAGUACAAGGACGUCAUCGACUCCUUCUACCUGGAGUGAAGGUGCCGGGCCCCCCAGCGCCUCCGGCCCCCCUGCUCUGCGGCCGGGCGGGGCUGCUGGCCGGCUGUGAGGCCGGCAUCCACCUUCGGGGGCCGCGGGCCAGGCAGCUGGCCGUCCCGAGAAGCUUCCCGUGUGCGUAGUUGUAGUGUUCGGCGUCGCUGUGUGUUCAGGUGACAGACCGGCUCCCUCCAGCACUGAAGGGCCAAUAGCAGCUGGCGGGGGGGGGGGGG
Messenger RNA from Eptesicus fuscus (big brown bat), 2597 nucleotides. RefSeq names its product acyl-CoA synthetase bubblegum family member 1 (gene ACSBG1). Gene Ontology annotation, cellular component: endoplasmic reticulum; membrane. The transcript has 16 exons. The record is from RefSeq and is a predicted model, not a curated record. Lineage: Eukaryota; Metazoa; Chordata; Mammalia; Chiroptera; Vespertilionidae. Bases 181 to 2367 code for a protein of 728 amino acids. Gene Ontology annotation, molecular function: long-chain fatty acid-CoA ligase activity.